Molecule: messenger RNA, 1750 nt
Organism: Hippoglossus stenolepis (Pacific halibut)
Lineage: Eukaryota; Metazoa; Chordata; Actinopteri; Pleuronectiformes; Pleuronectidae
Gene: zcchc4
Product: zinc finger, CCHC domain containing 4
Exons: 13
Coding region: 100-1614 (504 amino acids)
Biological process (GO): rRNA methylation
Cellular component (GO): cytoplasm; nucleolus
Molecular function (GO): zinc ion binding; nucleic acid binding; rRNA (adenine-N6-)-methyltransferase activity
Source: RefSeq, a predicted model, not a curated record
GCGACGGAAACUUGAAUACGUCAUUAGUGCGCGACUCGAAGCAGCAUGGCUGAUCUCUCGUGUUAGAGACUGUAAACGAAAUCUCACCAGCUCUGGAACAUGAAAGAUAUUAAAGACAUGGCGGAGAACCACGACGACAGCCUCGGGAUAGAGGUGAUUCUUCCAGAAGGGGGUACAACUGCGCCAUGUUGCCCGCAUGGUCCUACCUUGCUGUUCGAGAAGGUCAGCAAAGGAGAAGAGACCGGCCGGAGAUUCUACGCCUGCUCAGCCUGUAGAGACAGAAAAGAAUGCAGUUUUUUCCAAUGGGAGGAGGACAAGGUGUCGGAGGCCAGGCUGUUGGCCAGAGAAGCAGAGAACAAGUCAAAGAGACCGCCGGUCAGCCACCAGGAGUACUGUACCAGGUUCAGGAAGUUUUCCUCCCUCCGACCGGAUGAGAAGAAGUUCUGCCAGGACUGUCAGACUCUGCUCCCGGCAGGAGAGCGCGAGGCCCACUCCUCUCACCGAUUCACAGGUGUCACCGAAGCCCAGCUGAAGAGGCCCAGCGUGCUGCUGCGUCCUCUGAACAACAAGAAGAGCAACGCCCAGUACCUGUUCACCGACCGCAGCGCACACUUUCUGCUGGACACCUUAGCUGGUCUGGGCUACACGAAGGUCGUGUGUAUGGGCACACCCAGACUCCAGGAGCUGAUCAAGCUGCGCAACCUGGAGCAGAAACAUGAGCCAAUGAAGAGUCUGCUGCUGGAUAUUGAUUUCAGAUAUGCCCAGUUCUACAGCCAGGAUGAGUUCUGUCACUACAACAUGUUCAACCAUCACUUCUUUGGCGGAGAGGCCUCCAGUGCAGUUCUGCAGGCCUUCCUCAACGAGUGUGACAAGGAGAAAGUGGUGAUGGUGGCUGACCCUCCAUUCGGUGGUCUGGUGAAGCCUCUGGCCAAUAGCUUCUCUCUGAUCUCACAGACAUGGAAGAAGCUGCAGAGCUCUGAGAGCAGUAAUGCUGACAUGCCGAUGACGUGGAUCUUCCCAUAUUUCUUUGAGCCUCGCAUCCGAGAGUGCAUCCCCUCUCUCACCAUGCUGGACUACCAGGUGGACUACGACAAUCAUCCUCUGUACAAACAUGGGAAGACAGGCCGGAAGCAGUCUCCUGUUAGAUUGUUCACCAACAUCUGUCCCAAAGAUGUUGUCCUGCCCAAAGAGGAGGGCUACAGAUUUUGCGCUGUGUGUGAGAGAUACGUCUGGUCCCUCAACAAACACUGUGCCAAAUGCAACGUCUGUCCAUCCAAGGAUGGUCGUGAAUGGAAGCACUGCUCAGCCUGUGAGAAAUGUGUAAAACCAUCAUGGAAACACUGUCAGUCGUGUGGUCACUGUGCCCUCCCAGACCACCCGUGUGGCCAGAGCGAAGGAAAGGAGGGCUGCUUCAUCUGCGGCAGCCUGCAGCACAGGCGCAAAGCCUGCCCUCGCAGAGACAUGUCAAGGAUCAGGAGUCAUCGUUCUAACACAAAGAAAGGAGGCAAGAAAGGAGGCAAGAAGCAACCACAACCACCCCUCAGCAAGUCUAAAGGGAAGAGGAAGUCUGGAGCUUCUCGCAGAGCUAAGAAGAUGGCUGCUCAGUCUGUGUGACCUCAGCAUUCAUGCAGUCUUGUCAGCUGUGAGAUCAGAAGCUGUGCAAUUUUUUUUUUUUACCUUAAACAACUGUAGUAGAAUAAUAAAAAAUAAAAAGUUAUAUAAAAGUUCAAUAAAAGUAAUUGAAAACAGA